Messenger RNA from Ipomoea nil (Japanese morning glory), 804 nucleotides. RefSeq lists its product as uncharacterized. The coding region runs from base 1 to 804 and encodes 267 amino acids. NCBI's taxonomy places the organism in Eukaryota, Viridiplantae, Streptophyta, Magnoliopsida, Solanales, Convolvulaceae. The record is from RefSeq and is a predicted model, not a curated record. The transcript has a single exon.
AUGCCUACUUACGAUGGAACGGGGGACCCCAGCGAUCACUUAGUCGGCUUCCAGGCAAAGAUGAUGGUAAUAGGGGUGGAGGACCCCAUGUACUGUCGCGCCUUUUUCUCAACCCUAGGCGGGGCAGCGCAUCGUCGGUUCCUAUCUCUACCACCAUUGUCCAUUGACCGCUUCGAAACCCUAGCCGAACAAUUCCUAACCUACUUUGCAGGAAGCAUGAAAACAAAGAAGCACUUCAUAACCUUGACUGCCAUACAACAAGGAGAAACUGAGACACUAAAAGAGUUCUUAAAAAGAUGGCAGAAGGAAGUACAGGCUGUGGAAGAUCUGGACGACCGAACGGCCCUCACUUUAUUCAUGGAAGCCCUCCGGUCAGGGGAUCUGUUCACUAGGCUACGAAGGGAGACCCCCGACACGUAUGCACAGGCCAUCCAGAGGGGCAACAAAUAUACGAAAACAGAAGAGGCUUUGCGACAAAAAAUAAGGCGAGAAGCAAAACGACCCCGUGACGGGACGAGAACGCGUCCGUUGGACCGACCGUCUAAACGGGAAGAGAGAUCUAACGUCAUCCGGGGGCCACAUCUCCCUCGACACAGAGCAGUCCCCGCCCUCGGGACGAGGCACGUGUACGAGGUCCAACCACCCCGACCUACAGAGAACCUACCGCCACCACCCACAAAGGCGGAGGAACGGCCGGCCGCGGGAAGAGCCAGAUAUUGCCGAUAUCACAGGUCCACAGGACAUUCCACCGAAGAAUGUACUACCCUACAAAAAGAAAUCGAGGAGCUUAUCCAGAGAAGAUAA